AGCGUAGCGACCUCUUGUUCCUUCUUCUUCUUCUUCUUCUUCUUCUUCGCUGCUACAAUAGCCUAGAAGAAGGAAGGAAUCACUGUCGAAAGCGGCCCAACGACUCUGCGUUUUAAAUGCGAACUCCAUUUAUUAAAAACGUUUCAUUUUCAUUGAUCGGCAAUCUCAGAAAAUGAAGAAGAGGAAAGACAACAACAACAACAACGCCGUCGCCGGGAUCAUCCUCAGCGCCGCCAUCGUCCGCCGCCACCGCCACCUCCACCGUCUUGUCUUUCAGCUCGUCUCCGCUUUCUCCGCUUGCCUCCUCCUCCUCCUCGUCGCCUUCUCUCUCCUCGCUCCCUCUCCCGCUCUCAACACUCUCGAUCAUGACCGCCACCACCUAUCGACGACCGGUGGAGUUGAGGAGCGACGGCAAUCGGAUUUGGUUCGGGAGACGGCGUUUCCUGUUCCGGCUAGUGGAGAGAGUUUGGGGCGAGAUUUGUGGACAACGACAAAAUCGGAAUUCUACUUUGGUUGUAGUAAUGCUUCUCGUAACUUCGUCACGGCUGAUGCGAAAACACGGCCGAAUCGAUACCUGUUGAUUGCUACUAGCGGAGGCUUGAAUCAACAAAGAACAGGGAUAACAGAUGCAGUAGUUGCAGCUUAUAUCUUAAAUGCUACUCUUGUUGUUCCCCGUUUGGACCAAAAAUCUUUUUGGCAGGAUUCAAGUGACUUUGCUGAAAUAUUUGAUGUGGACCAGUUUAUUUCAUUUCUCGCAAAGGAUGUUCGGAUAAUUAAAGAGCUUCCAAUGAAAGGAGCAAAAGCCAUAGCUCCAUAUAGCAUGCGUGUUCCAAGAAAGUGCACUCCAAAAUGCUAUAUGAAUCGGGUUUUACCUGUUUUGAACAGAAGACAUGUUGUUCAGCUCUCUAAGUUUGAUUACAGGCUUUCAAAUAAGCUGAGUAGAAAUUUACAGAAGUUAAGAUGUAGAGUAAACUAUCACGCUCUGAAAUUUACUGAUUCCAUUCUUGACAUGGGCAAGACGUUAGUUGAAAGGAUGAGGACAAAAAGCAAGCAUUUCAUUGCCCUCCAUUUGAGGUUUGAACCUGAUAUGCUUGCGUUCUCUGGAUGCGAUUUUGGUGGUGGGGAGAAAGAAAGGGUAGAACUUGGUGCAAUUCGAAAGAGGUGGAAAAGUUUACAUACGAGCAAUCCUGACAAAGUCCGAAGAAAUGGCAGAUGCCCUCUCACUCCAGAGGAAGUUGGUCUUAUGCUUAGAGCAUUGGGUUUUGGAAGCGAUGUUCACUUAUAUGUUGCCUCAGGUGAGGUAUAUGGAGGUGAAGAGACAUUGGCACCCCUCAAAAAACUCUUCGCAAACUUCCAUACUAAAGAGACAAUAGCAAGUAAGGAGGAGUUGGCACCAUUUACGUCCUUUUCUUCUCGUAUGGCUGCACUGGAUUUUAUUGUUUGCGAUGAAAGUGAUGUUUUCGUCUCAAACAAUAAUGGCAAUAUGGCUAGAAUGUUGGCUGGACGAAGGAGAUACUUUGGGCACAAACCGACAAUACGCCCGAAUGCUAAAAAGCUAUACAAAUUGUUCAUGAACCGACAUAACAUGACAUGGGAAGAAUUUGCCUCCAAAGUUCAAACUCACCAGAUUGGAUUCAUGGGAGAGCCAAAUGAGAUAAAGCCAGGCAGGGGCGAGUUUCAUGAAAACCCUGCAGCCUGCAUAUGUGACGCUUCCGAUGCAAAUGCUAAGGAAGGAAGUCCGCAAACUCAAAUUCAUGACAGCCAAAAAUCGGAUACCGAGGAUAAUACAAAUAAAGAUAGUGGUUAUUUGACGGAUGAGCAAGCGACUGAGGAUGAGCAAAAUGUGUCCGAGACAGAUUAUCUAGAUAAUGGAAGUGCAUCAGAGGAAAAAGGACCGCCUAACAGAAAGGAUUCUGUAGAACCAAACGUUAUACUUAAAGCCGAUCAAUCGGAACUGGAAGAGUUAUUCUCAGACUGAAUGAGGGCAAUAAUAAUUGCUCUCUAACCAUAUUCUUUAAAAGAUUCUUUGGCUCAUUUUGUUGCCACAUUUGAGAGAUUGCUUCUUUGAACGAGACUUUUCUUUUCCUUUUACUCAAGUGGCAGUGACAACAAAUUAGUUUUUGUAUAUAGAAUAGAGGAGCAGUUUAGAUGAAUAGAGGUCUCCAAAGAAGGGGGUUCUAGAUUUUGAAGCUUGUACAUCACAAACUAUCGUGGGAGAGAUCGUUAGCUUUUGCUUCUUUUUUUUUUUUUUCAUGGAUAAUUCUUUCCGUGAGGCAGGUAUGCUUAUGAUAUAGAAGCGAAGUGUAAAUUGAGGGUGUUACUUGUUAGAAGGCUUCACUCUCUCUCUCUCUCUCUCUCU
Messenger RNA from Morus notabilis, 2359 nucleotides. RefSeq names its product protein ROOT HAIR SPECIFIC 17. NCBI's taxonomy places the organism in Eukaryota, Viridiplantae, Streptophyta, Magnoliopsida, Rosales, Moraceae. The record is from RefSeq and is a predicted model, not a curated record. The coding region runs from base 173 to 1978 and encodes 601 amino acids. The transcript is spliced from 10 exons.